This is a messenger RNA of Hypomesus transpacificus, 2994 nucleotides long. RefSeq names its product AFG3-like AAA ATPase 1 (gene afg3l1). The transcript has 16 exons. Gene Ontology annotation, cellular component: membrane; m-AAA complex. Gene Ontology annotation, molecular function: metalloendopeptidase activity; ATP hydrolysis activity; ATP binding. The record is from RefSeq and is a predicted model, not a curated record. Gene Ontology annotation, biological process: mitochondrial protein processing; protein-containing complex assembly. Bases 125 to 2443 code for a protein of 772 amino acids. Lineage: Eukaryota; Metazoa; Chordata; Actinopteri; Osmeriformes; Osmeridae.
CUCUGGUCAUCAUACAUUGACAUUACUGUGACUGGUGCUGUUACAACACUGAUAAUCAUAGAGUCGGAGGGUUUUUUGGAAUAUAAACUAUUUAUUAGAAAGUUCGGCAGGUGGCGACGAGAGGAUGGCUCAAAUGAUGGGGCUUCUCUCGGUAGCUGCUAUGCCUCUGCGGAUCGCAUCGAAAGUUUGGGGACGUUAUUCAAUGGUGACCGCAAGGAAUCUGUCUGUGCCCAGUUCAUACGUUUCUGCUGUCAGGCAUAUUACACUUACCCCAAAUAAGUCAUCUCGUGGUCUAUAUUCAUCCCAGAGCAUACUGUAUACCAGCGAGCCAUCAAAACAAGAAGGCAAGGGGAAGGAAUCGGGGAGCGGAGGUGGAGGUGGAGGCGGAGGUGGAGGCGGAGGUCGUGGAAGGAGAGGAGGGAAGGACUGGUGGAGCCGCAUGCAGAAGGGUGACGUCCCCUGGGAUGAGAAAGACUUCCGUUACCUGGCUGUGGCGGUGGCUGGCCUGUCCUCAACUCUUCUGUACUUCUACUUCAGAGACACGAGCAAAGAAAUCACCUGGAAGGACUUUGUGCAUCUCUACUUGGGUAGAGGCAUGGUUGACCGCCUGGAGGUUGUCAACAAACAGUACGUCCGAGUUAUUCUGGUUCCGGGAGCUGACGCUUCAGAUGGGAGCUACGUGUGGUUCAACAUCGGCAGUGUGGACGCCCUGGAGAGGAACCUGGAGGCAGCUCACCAGGAGCUGGGCCUCGAACCCUCCCACAGGGCAGCUGUGGUGUAUAGCACUGAGAGCGACGGGUCAUUCUUGAUGAGCAUGAUCCCAACCUUGCUGCUGAUUGGCUUUCUGCUGUUCACCUUGCGCCGCGGACCAAUGGCAGGAGGUGGUGGGGGUGGAAGGGGCGGGCCGUUCAGCAUGAGCGAAUCAACAGCUAAGAUGAUGAAGGACAACAUCGACGUGAAGUUCAAGGACGUGGCUGGGUGUGAGGAGGCCAAGCUGGAGAUCCUCGAGUUCGUUAACUUCCUGAAGAACCCUCAGCAGUACCAGGACCUGGGAGCCAAGAUACCCAAGGGUGCCGUGCUGUCGGGGCCUCCGGGCACAGGGAAGACCCUCCUGGCCAAGGCCACCGCGGGAGAGGCCAACGUGCCCUUCAUCACUGUCAACGGAUCCGAGUUCCUGGAGAUGUUUGUGGGCGUCGGGCCAGCCAGGGUGAGGGACAUGUUUGCCAUGGCGAGGAAGAACGCUCCCUGCAUCCUGUUCAUCGAUGAGAUCGACGCGGUGGGCCGUAAGAGGGGCGGCGGGAACUUUGGAGGGCAGAGCGAGCAGGAGAACACCCUGAACCAGCUGCUGGUGGAGAUGGACGGGUUCAACACUGCCACUAAUGUGGUGGUCCUGGCUGGUACCAACAGACCAGACAUCCUAGACCCUGCUCUGUUGAGACCUGGAAGGUUUGACAGACAGAUCUACAUUGGCCCACCUGAUAUCAAGGGCAGGGCGUCUAUUUUUAAAGUACAUUUACGGCCAAUCAAGCUGGACCUCAGUACAGACAGAGAUGGACUGGCCCGUAAAAUGGCUGCUGCCACCCCAGGCUUCACAGGAGCUGACAUAGCUAACGUGUGUAACGAGGCAGCGCUCAUCGCUGCCAGGUACCUGAACCCCUCAGUGACUGGGAAACACUUUGAACAGGCCAUUGACCGAGUGAUAGGAGGUCUUGAGAAGAAAACCCAGGUGCUGCAGCCCACAGAGAAGAAGACCGUGGCGUAUCAUGAAGCGGGCCACGCCAUCGUGGGCUGGUUCCUGCAGCACGCUGACCCCCUCCUGAAGGUGUCCAUCAUCCCUAGGGGGAAGGGGCUUGGCUACGCUCAGUACCUGCCCAAGGAGCAGUACCUGUACACCAAGGAGCAGCUCUUUGACAGGAUGUGCAUGAUGUUGGGGGGUCGCGUGGCCGAGCACGUGUUCUUCCAGAAGAUCACCACCGGAGCUCAGGACGACCUGAAGAAGGUCACGCAGUCCGCAUACGCACAGAUAGUGCAGUUUGGGAUGAGCGACAAGGUGGGGCAGGUGUCGUUCGACCUGCCGCGCCAGGGAGAGAUGGUGAUGGAGAAGCCCUACAGCGAGGCCACAGCAGAGCUCAUCGACCAGGAGGUCAGAGACCUGGUGGACCUGGCCUACAAGAGGACCCUUGAGCUCAUCCUGGACAAGAAGGACCUGGUGGACAUGGUGGGGAAGCGUCUGCUUGAUAAGGAGGUGCUGGACAAAGCCGACAUGCUGGAGCUGCUGGGGCCACGCCCCUUCGAGGAGCAGUCCACCUACGAGGACUUUGUGGAGGGGACAGGCAGCUUCGAGGAGGACACCAGUCUGCCAGAGGGCCUGAAGAACUGGAACCAGGAGCAAGGGGACAGUGCUGAGGACGCGGCUCCAGAGAAGGACAAGCAGGCGGUGUAGCACAAGGAGACAGCGGCUCCCAGCACAGGGCAGGGCCAGGGCAUAUUGUCUUGCCUCUGGCAGUAUUAUGAUUAUGGCAGACUUGCAAAGCGAUGGGUCUUUCAAUGCCUUAUAUUUCGCCAUACCUGGGAGGGGGGGGGGGGGGGGGGGGGGGGGGGCUGUGUCAGGAGAAUAUCAAAGGCAAAUGUGUUGUGUAAAACGUUGUAAUUGGGAGAUCUUUUAGCAGUUUAUCUUAUUUUGAUUUGCCCUACAUGUAUGAGACAAUGUAAAUCUAAUGUAUUUGCACUGUAAAAAACAUUGUUUUUUUUUAUAGAUUCACAUAUUUAUUUCAGUAAAAGGAAUUUACUGCCUGUACAACUCUGCUCAGCGGUGCAUCUCCACACAUGUAGAAAGACUUCAAGCAGUAGGUGAUGGUGUUGGUAUUUAAGAUGAUGGUUCUACUGGAGGACGAAACAAGGUGCUGUACUUCAGGAUUGUGAAGUCCUGCUCUACAGCUGGAACACUGGAACUGUUAGAAAUGUAUCAAUACUGAAAUAAAUGACGUUACUUAA